GAGAUGCUGCCAACUGCCGCUCUGCUAUUCCUGGCAGUGUCUGUGGUCGCCAAAGAGAACAGCACGUGUGAUGGCCCCUGCGGGUUAAGGUUCAAGCAGAACCAGCAAAUGGGGACUCGGAUUGUAGGAGGGCAGAAUGCAGCCUUGGGGGCCUGGCCUUGGAUGGUCAGCCUCCAGGUCUACACGUACCACACCAAUCGGAGAUACCAUGCCUGCGGGGGAACGCUGAUCAAUUCUCACUGGCUGCUGACGGCUGCACACUGCUUCAGGGAGAAAAAGAACGUGUAUGAUUGGAGGCUGAUUUUUGGAGCCAGGGAGGUUGUGUUUGGGAACAACAAGCCCGUGAAACCACCUCAGCAGGAGCGUUAUGUGGAGAAGAUCAUCAUCCAUGAGAAGUAUGUGCCAUCGCUGGAGAUCAAUGACAUUGCCCUCCUGAAGAUCACACCUCCAGUCCAGUGUGACAACUACAUCGGGACCGGCUGCCUGCCCCAGUUCAAAGCCGGUCCUCCCCGUCUGCCCCAGACGUGCUGGGUGAUUGGCUGGGGCUUCUUAAAUGAGGAUGCCCACAAGGUCUCACCGACGCUGCAGGAGGCACGCGUGAACCUCAUCAGCCUCCCGAAGUGCAACUCCAGCCGAUGGUAUAACGGACGCAUCCGCUCCACUAACCUGUGUGCAGGCUACCCUGAAGGCAAGGUGGACACCUGCCAGGGGGACAGCGGCGGGCCCCUCAUGUGCAAAGACAAUGCGGAGAACACCUUUGUGGUCGUGGGGAUCACCAGCUGGGGCAUUGGUUGUGCCCGUGCCCUGCGUCCUGGAGUCUACACGUCCACCUGGCCCUACCUGAACUGGAUUGCGUCCAAGAUUGGCACAAACGCCUUGCACAUGGCUCAGCUGCCUGUCUCUCUCCUUCCUUCUCAAGGUUCCCAACUCCAACCCCCAAAUCCCUCCACAGCUCGCCCUCCUUGGUACCAAGGCCAGCAGGAUGGCCGGCCCAAACCUCCUGUCAAACCACCCCCACCCCCACCCCCGCCCCCUCCCCCUCCCCCUCCCCCAGUCCUGACAGCAUCCAUCCAACAGACUCCACCCCCACCCCCGGCUCAGCCCCAACCCCCGGCCCCAUCUGCCCCUACUAGGCCCCCACAAGAACUUUCAUUCGCCAAACGACUCCAGCAGCUCAUAGAGGUCCUGAAAGGAAAAUCCUUUCCUAACCCCAAGAGCUAUUAUGAGGUAGAGGCCAUGCCGGAGAUGACCACCAUCUCCUGA
Molecule: messenger RNA, 1263 nt
Organism: Sorex araneus (European shrew)
Lineage: Eukaryota; Metazoa; Chordata; Mammalia; Eulipotyphla; Soricidae
Gene: ACR
Product: acrosin
Exons: 6
Coding region: 4-1263 (419 amino acids)
Biological process (GO): proteolysis; acrosome reaction
Molecular function (GO): serine-type endopeptidase activity
Source: RefSeq, a predicted model, not a curated record